GAGGAAGGAUUCGAAACGGAUCGGUCCAUGUGACCGGCUCCCUAAUCAAGUUUUUCGUACGCAUACUAAGGAAGCAUAUGUGAUCAUGUCAGCUAUCGAAGAUCCCAUAUCCGUCUUGGAAGACACACGAGAAGGAAUUCUGCACGCCAUCUAUGACAUAAUCAAGUGCAUUGAAAGGGACUCCAGCGUCGACGAGAAGGUGAACCAACUGCGGAGUCGGCUCGAGAACGCUCGGAGUCUCGUUCAAAGUUUGAAGGGCACCGAUUUGUCUCCUGAUGAACAGUUAGAGAAAGCAGAACAGCUCCAGACUCAGCUCACGGACAAGCGUCGACUACUAUCAUCUUACAAACAUAUGUGCGCUUUGUUUGAUUUACCGAAUGGGCAGCCGAACAGCAAUGGGUCUAUGAACUGACGUCGACUUCUGGGACUUGUAUUUGUAUUAUUGAUUGAUGUACAUAUCUGUAUACAGAAUUCGAACUUGGCACAGGGGAAUAAAUAGUGAAGGAAGAACCUUG
Galendromus occidentalis (western predatory mite) is the source of this 515-nucleotide messenger RNA. RefSeq names its product mediator complex subunit 9 (gene MED9). Lineage: Eukaryota; Metazoa; Arthropoda; Arachnida; Mesostigmata; Phytoseiidae. Gene Ontology annotation, molecular function: transcription coregulator activity. Bases 86 to 412 code for a protein of 108 amino acids. Gene Ontology annotation, biological process: regulation of transcription by RNA polymerase II. Gene Ontology annotation, cellular component: mediator complex. The record is from RefSeq and is a predicted model, not a curated record. The transcript has 3 exons.